Oncorhynchus nerka (sockeye salmon) is the source of this 759-nucleotide messenger RNA. RefSeq lists its product as uncharacterized. The transcript has a single exon. NCBI's taxonomy places the organism in Eukaryota, Metazoa, Chordata, Actinopteri, Salmoniformes, Salmonidae. Bases 1 to 759 code for a protein of 252 amino acids. The record is from RefSeq and is a predicted model, not a curated record.
AUGUCCUCCUCCAACGGCGACUCAGUGCAGUCCUCCUCCAAUGGAGACUCAGUGCAGUCCUCCUCCAAUGGAGACUCAGUGCAGUCCUCCUCCAAUGGAGACUCAGUGCAGUCCUCCUCCAAUGGAGACUCAGUGCAGUCCUCCUCCAAUGGAGACUCAGUACAGUCCUCCUCCAAUGGAGACUCAGUGCAGUCCUCCUCCAAUGGAGACUCAGUACAGUCCUCCUCCAAUGGAGACUCAGUGCAGUCCUCCUCCAAUGGAGACUCAGUACAGUCCUCCUCCAAUGGAGACUCAGUGCAGUCCUCCUCCAAUGGAGACUCAGUGCAGUCCUCCUCCAAUGGAGACUCAGUGCAGUCCUCCUCCAAUGGAGACUCAGUGCAGUCCUCCUCCAAUGGAGACUCAGUGCAGUCCUCCUCCAAUGGAGACUCAGUACAGUCCUCCUCCAAUGGAGACUCAGUACAGUCCUCCUCCAAUGGAGACUCAGUACAGUCCUUCUCCAAUGGAGACUCAGCACAGUCCUCCUCCAAUGGAGACUCAGUACAGUCCUCCUCCAAUGGAGACUCAGUGCAGUCCUCCUCCAAUGGAGACUCAGUACAGUCCUCCUCCAAUGGAGACUCAGUGCAGUCCUCCUCCAAUGGAGACUCAGUGCAGUCCUCCUCCAAUGGAGACUCAGUACAGUCCUCCUCCAAUGGAGACUCAGUGCAGUCCUCCUCCAAUGGAGACUCAGUGCAGUCCCGGUCUAAACAUAGAUGGAUCUAA